GCAGACCCGAUAUGCAGUAGUGUUCAUCAAAACGCUAGUAUGAUGAAGUUGGUGUUGAUCUAUUUGGCGUGUCUUGCGCUGUUCUGUAGAACCAAUGUUGUCUUCGCAAACGAUGAAGCUAACUCAGUCGAAAGUCGCUUGGAUGCGAUACAAUCGAGUUUGAACCUUAUAUUCGUGGAAACCAGCGAACAAAUAGAAGCUCUAACGAAUGAAAUCCGCGCUCUCAAACAAUCCCUCGACCAUCUCGGUUGGUAUUCCGAAGAGGUCAAGCAUUCCGUUGCAGCGAUUCAGGAGGGCAACGAACUUCUGCUGAGGAACUUGACAAUUCUUACGUAUCGAUCUGACGAGGUAAUAGCAAAUCAGCAGUACUGUGCCAACCAUGAAGCGUUGAAAAAUCUGUUCUACGAUCUGACUCCGAAAUGCGGUGCCUUCAAUUCUACCCCGAAACCUCCGGAAGUUAUUUACAACUCUUGCAAAGAGGCUCCCUACCGAUCCGGAGUUUAUGAGUUGGCAGUGAAUGCAACUGGAAGGUCUUUCAAAGUGUACUGUGAAAUGGAUCAGUUUGGCGGUGGCUGGACGGUAUUUCAGAAGCGUCAAGACGGAUCGGUAGACUUCAAUCGCAGCUGGGUUGAGUAUCGUGAAGGGUUCGGUGAAGUGUCCGGUGAAUACUGGCUUGGUUUGGAGGCGUUGCACCAAAUGACGACCAGGAAACAACAUGAACUGUUGAUUAUCUUGGAGAACUUCAACGGGUCGACUAGCUAUAUACGGUAUCCUGGAGUGGUGAUUGACAGUGAAGCACAAAAGUACAAGAUCUAUUUCAAUGGCUCAGGAAGUGGAAACGCGGAGGAUUCGUUGUACGCCUAUCGCAACGAGGUGUUUGUGACUCCUGAUCAAACAAGCGGUACAUACUUGAAUUGUGCCAAACAACUUGCUAGUGGAUUUUGGCAUUACGAUUGUAGCUCCACUAGUAGCAGGAACAACUUGAAUGGAGUUUAUGGCGUAUCCGCUGGGAGGAACGGUAUCUGGUGGUAUAACUCAUUUUCGGGAUAUCAGCAGUAUAAUCCACUGAAGGGAACUCAGAUGCUGAUUAGAGAAACUACUCACCGGUGAAUACUUAUCAAUAAAUUGAAAAUAUGGGUGCAACAAAAA
Messenger RNA from Aedes albopictus (Asian tiger mosquito), 1149 nucleotides. RefSeq names its product ficolin-3. Lineage: Eukaryota; Metazoa; Arthropoda; Insecta; Diptera; Culicidae. The transcript is spliced from 4 exons. The coding region runs from base 40 to 1110 and encodes 356 amino acids. The record is from RefSeq and is a predicted model, not a curated record.